UCUUUGCUUACCGUUAUCACCUGGAAUCGCCAAGGUUCUUCCAAACAACGAAAAAUUGAGAAGCAUGAGCAACAUUUCUCUCAUUUUUUGCCCGUUAACCCAGCUGAAAAUCCCGACUCAGUUUCGCGCCGAAAAGGCCACCACAAAAUUCUUAGCAGUCUCUGCUCGUCUUGAAAAUGGUAAUUCUCAAAGCAGCACGGAAAAACCACAAGUCAAUCUCUCUGUUCUCCGCUUCACAUUCGGGAUACCUGGGCUGGACGAAUCCUACUUACCCAGAUGGAUAGGAUAUGGGUUUGGUUCGCUUUUGGUGUUGAACCAUUUCUUGGGUUCUAAUUCACCCACUAUUACAACCCCAGCACAGCUCAGAACAGAGGCUUUAGGUCUUUCUUUGGCUGCAUUCUCAAUAGCACUUCCUUAUCUUGGAAAGUUUCUUAAGGGUGCCACCCCAAUGGAUCAAGCAACUAUCCCUGAGGGCGCUGAGCAAAUUUUUGUGAUUUCACCAAAUGUCUCAAAUUCUUUGAAGGAGGAUUUGGCCUGGGCGACAUACAUCUUGUUGCGCAAUACAAACACCAUAUCUGUGUUAAUAUCAAUCCAAGGUGAAAUAUGUGUACGUGGGUACUGGAACACACCAGAUGGUGUAUCAAAGACAAAUCUACUGGUUUGGUUUGAGAGGCAGAUUGAAAAAAUUGGCCUUUCUGAUAUGAAAAGCACCCUCUACUUUCCUCAGAUUUCAGAUUCUGAACUUUGGAAGAUGCUACCCAAGGGGAGUCGUUCUCUUCUUGUACAACCAGUGCUACAGGUUCCAACCUCGAAUGACAAUGCAAUGGAAAAAAUUGAAGGGUUUGUCUUGUUGGCUUCGAGCAUGAGGUAUGCAUAUAGUGAGAAAGAUAGAGCCUGGAUAGGAGCACUUGCAAGAAAAUUCAGAGGAUGGAAAUAGAUCCUCUAUUGGACCAAACACCGAGGAGGUUAAAGAUACCAAUGGAGAAGACCGAAGACCAUCUGGUUUUUCUACAAAAAUUUCUCCAAUCCAUACACCAGGUUCUGCAAUAAAGAAAGAAAAUUGAAAGUCGUGCUUCAAUAUGGAUUGAAGCUGAAUAAUCAAAAUUAAGAGAUGAUAUGUAAUGAGACUGGUUAAAGAUUGAUCACCUUGAGGCGUACAACUCUUCUGAUGGCUAAGAUAAGGCCCGGCAUGAGACAUUCCACAUUUGUGAUGUCAUGUUUGAGAGUGUAAAUCUGUAAUCAAUAGUGCUUAUAUGUCAGUGUCACAGUUCCAUAUAAAUAAGGUAGAAUGUUCAAGUCAAAGCUGUUAAAGCAAGAAGAAUGAAACCUGGAAUCAUACCUCUCCCGGACCAGAGAAGUGGACAGUUGUUCCAGAAGGCAGCCCUGGAAGGACUAAGCUAUGUACACGAACCCCAUCUUCUCCCAGAACUUGACCCCUUGCCUGAUGGGGCAAAAGUAAUGAAUGAAUUUGACAACAUCAAUAGGAACUGAUUUGAAUCAUUUUCGUGUUCUGUCUUACCACAACAUCUGUUGAAAGAUCUUCUCUGUUGUAGAUCUUCCCAAGGUUGGAGAGGUUGUUAGCAAUUUGAAGUGCAUCUGCUGAUGGAAGAUCCUGGCUUUCAAAAACAAACUGAGCAUUUUCAUGUGCAACUGCUAAAUAAAGCAUGACACAAAGGAAAGAUAUAUGUUUUGCAUGAGCAUGCUUGUGCAUGUGGGUUAGCAUAAAUAAUUACAUUUAUUUUAUUUUAUUUUAUUUUUGUUCUUAUUUUAAUACUGUUGUGAUGCAUAAAUAGAUAAUUGAAUAGGAAGAAUGUCGAAAACUGGAUUUAAACUGUUGAUUUCUACUUGGAAAUAAACUGAAUUUACCGCUGCA
Ziziphus jujuba (common jujube) is the source of this 1873-nucleotide messenger RNA. RefSeq names its product protein COFACTOR ASSEMBLY OF COMPLEX C SUBUNIT B CCB2, chloroplastic. The transcript is spliced from 7 exons. The record is from RefSeq and is a predicted model, not a curated record. Lineage: Eukaryota; Viridiplantae; Streptophyta; Magnoliopsida; Rosales; Rhamnaceae. Gene Ontology annotation, biological process: cytochrome b6f complex assembly. Bases 65 to 937 code for a protein of 290 amino acids.